CUAACCGGCUAACUAGCCGCAGGACGUAGCUUUUAGCGGAGUAAAAGCCGAGCCGCUGCGGGAGGACUGACGUUUCAUCUCGGCUGGAUUAACACGUACAGCUCGGUGUGGAUGGAACUCGUCGGAAGGAGGGCGGAUUAGCCUGUCGUUGCUAGCAGCACCGGAGCGGAUCACAUUCACUCGCGAUGUAUUUUCUGACCGGCUGGCCGCGGAGGCUUCUGUGCCCGCUCAAGAGCUCCGAGCAGCCGUUUCACAUCCAGCCGAGCUCCCAGCGCUUCUACUUCUGCGUGCUGUCGGAUACUCAGCUCAGCAUCUGGUUCAGCAGGCCCAGUGUUUUAGUCGUCAGUUAUAUCGAGUCAGAGAAAGCGGCUGCUCAGUUUGGAUUCUAUCAGCAGGCGGAAUGGAAACCAGACGACUCCAUGAUAGCGGUGGCGGCUGCGAAUGGAUACGUGCUGCUGUUCGAGAUUGUCGGAGGUGCAGAUGACAAAUACCUGUACGAGCCCGUCUAUCCAAAGGGUAGUACACGUGUAAAGCUCACUCCAGGUUAUAAGGAGGAACAAUGUGCUCCUGCUCUCAGUCUGGAGAUGAAGAAACCGGUUGACCUAGAGGCCCCUAUUACCAGUCUGCAGUCUCUGCAGGAAGAUCUGCUGGUAUGCACGGCUGAUGGUUACCUGCACAUGCUGCACUGGGACGGAGUGUGUAACGGCCGGAGAGCCGUCAACCUCAGCACUAUUCCAUUCUCUCUGGACCUGCAGUCCUCACGGGGUGGUCCGUGUUUGGCUCUGAACGGCAUCUACAUCAGAGAAAUGGAGUACUGCGUGACUUUAGAUGGGUUCGCCGUUGUGGCCGACGAUGGACGACUCGGCUUCAUCACGCCGACCGCUAACAGAUUCUCCACUGAGCACCUGCAGGGCGUUUGGGCAGCAGAUGUGACAGACGGCACUUGUGUAGCAGUCAACAACAAAUACAGACUCAUGGCGUUCGGCUGUGCGAGCGGCUCUGUGUUGGUCUACAUGAUAGACAACACUACAGGAUCAAUGCAGCUGUCCCACAAACUGGAGUUAAGCCCCAAACACUACCCAGAUAUUCACAAUAAAACUGGGCCAGUUAAGAUGAUCAGAUGGUCUCCAGACUGCAGUGUUGUCAUGGUGACGUGGCUGUGUGGAGGCCUUUCUCUGUGGAGUGUGUUCGGAGCUCAUCUCGUCUGCACACUCGGAGAGGACUUUACGUGCUGUUCAGAUGGCACCCACAGGGAUCCACUAAAGAUCAGCUGUAUGAGCUGGGGGGCAGAAGGUUACCACCUCUGGGUGAUUAGCAGCACCGAGACAGACAGUGAUGGGUCAAAAGGGUUACAACAGGCAUCAAUCCUGCAGUUUCAGUUCAUCAAGAGUGCACUCACAGUCAAUCCCUGUACGAGUAAUCAGGAGCAGGUGCUGCUGCACGGUGAAGAUCGGCUGCUGAUGACCUGCGGAGACGCCGCUGUUCAGAUACACAAUCAGGAGCAGCAUGCACCACGGAGCACGACGCACACACAGCUCAGCACUUUACUGGGGCACAAACACUGGCAUGUGGUGCAGAUUCACAGCACGUAUCUGGACACUAACUGGCCGAUACGGUUUGCAGCUAUAGACUCAGCAGGUCAGUGUCUAGUGGUGGCAGGGAGACGUGGAUUUGCACAUUAUUCCCUGUUCAGCAGAAAAUGGAAACUGUUUGGAAACAUUACACAGGAACAGAGUAUGGCUGUGACGGGAGGUCUUACCUGGUGGAAUGACUUUGUCGUCGUUGCCUGUUACAAUUUCAUUGACCAGCAGGAGGAGCUGAGGUUUUAUCUCCGCUCUUCUAACCUUGACAACGCCUUUGCAAGCGUUACAAAGCUGCAUGCUGAAACUUUGCUGCUCAAUGUGUUUCGGAACACAGUCAUCCUGUUUCGCACCGACUGCUCCAUCUGCCUUUAUAGCGUCGAGAAGAAACAGGACAGUUCUUCAGUGAGUGUAGAUCUACUACAGGAAGUGUCUAUGUCUCGCUAUAUUCCUCAUCCUGCUCUAGUAGUUUCAGUCACACUCACUUCAGUCAGAACCGAGACUGGAAUCACGUUAAAAACUCCACAGCAGAUGUGUAAUGCAGAAAGCAUUCUGUUAAAUUUGGCUGGUCAGCUCAUCAUGCUGCAGAGAGAUCGAUCCGGUCCACAGGUACGAGAUAAGGACUCAUCAGCCAAUCAGAAAACACUGCUACCGUUUUCACCGCCUGUGGUUCUGGCUCAAUGUGUGGAGAACGUUUGGGCCUCCAGCCAUUCCGGCUGUAAAAAGCGCCACCUUGUUGAGGCUCUAUGGCUUUCGUGUGGCGAGUCAGGGAUGAAGGUGUGGCUCCCCCUGUUCCCACGACGUGAAAAUCGCAAACCUCACUCGUUCCUCUCGCGCCGCAUCAUGCUUUCAUUCCUCUUGGACAUCUACCCGCUCGCUGUACUCUCUGAGGAUGCACUUGUUUUGGGUGCUGCUAACGAAACGCUGUUCUAUGACUCUUCAUUUUCUCACCAUAAGGAGGGCCUCGGAGGAAAUUCCAACACCAAAGACGGACUAAGGCGCAGUUCAUCUUUUUCUUUGUCACAUGAGUCCCUUGAGACGUUUUUCCCAUACUGCAUGGUCGAACGGACGUCCCAAAUCUACCUCCACCACCUCCUUCGUCAGUUGCUGGUAAGAAAUUUGGGCGAGCAGGCGCUGUUGUUGGCUCAGUCGUGCUCAUCGCUGCCGUAUUUCUCCCAUGUGCUGGAACUGAUGGUGCAUGUGGUACUAGAGGAGGAGGCCACAUCUAGGGAGCCCAUUCCGGACCCGCUGCUGCCCACUGUAGCCAAGUUCUUGGCCGAGUUCCCCCUGUUUCUGCGUACCAUUGUCCACUGUGCCAGGAAGACAGAGUUUAAUCUCUGGAACUACCUGUUUGCUGCGGUUGGCAACCCUAAAGAUCUGUUCGAGGAGUGCAUCAUGGCCCGGGAUUUGGAUACAGCUGCCUCGUACCUCAUCAUUCUGCAGAACAUGGAAGCUCCAGCCGUGAGUCGCCAGCACGCUACCCUCCUCUUCAACACGGCACUGGAACAGGGAAAGUGGGAUCUCUGCCGUAACAUGAUUAGAUUCCUCAAAGCUAUCGGGUCAGGGGAAAGUGAAACUCCGCCCACCACGCCCACCAGUCAGGAACCAAGUUCUACGGGAGGAUUCGAGUUCUUCAGGAAUCGCAGCAUCAGUCUUUCUCAGUCAGCAGAAGUGGUUUCUACAGGAAAAUUUAAUUUACAGAAAACCUUCAGUAUGCCCUCAGGACCCUCCACGAAAGGUAGGGAGAGCGAAUGUCCUGAGAACAUGUACAUCGACAUGAUGUUGUGGCGACACGCACGCUGUUUGCUCGAGCAGAUCCGUCUGAAGGACCUUGGCUGUUUCUCAGCUCAGCUGGGCUUCGAGCUGAUCGGAUGGUUAACCCGUGAGCGCACGCGGGUUGCUCGCGUUACCGACUUCGUCUCAGCACUCAAAUGCCUUCAUAAUGAUUUCCUGUGGCCUUUCCCUGUUCUACCUGCCGGCUCACCUUUGAAAAACGGACGCUGUCGGACAGUGUUAAGUACUCGCCUGGUCGCAUCUCAGUCGAACGAUAGCUUAAUGAACAACGAUAUGGAGAUGACGCCUCCUCAGGUCACCUCAACCAAUCACAACUGGCUGGAUGGUCUGAAAGCACAGCCGAAGGAGAUCGAUUCCACCUCCUCACACGGAGCUCCACAGACCCAGGAAGCUUUUCUGUCUCCUCUUAUCAAUAAAACGGAGGAGUGCAGUAUCGGUUCGGCUACAGAUCUAACAGAGACAAGCUCCAUGGUGGAUGGUGAUUGGACGAUGGUGGAUGAGAACUACUCCGCACUCAGUCUUAGCCAGUCAGAGCUGGAGCACAUUUCCAUGGAGCUGGCCAAUAAGGGUCCUCACAAGUCUCAAGUGCAGCUAAGGUAUUUGCUUCAUGUGUUUUUGGAGGCGGGCUGUUUGGAAUGGAGCGUUGUGAUUGGUUUGAUCCUUCGUGACGUCAACGUCAUUAAGCAAGUUUUGGGCUUUUUGGACUGUGCCGAUUCUGAAACCGUUCAGAAUGUACAAGCCGGGCUCAUCGCCAUCGACCAGUGGGCCUCCUCUAACUGUCUCGGUUAUAAGGCCUUCCUCAAUCUCAUUGCUCCCGAGUUGCAAAAGCUGUGCGACGUCUCCGUGGAUCAGGUUCAGCUCGACUCCUUCCAGCCCUCCGUCACCAAGUUGGCUGAUCCGGUUCUGCCCCGAGUGGAAGAGCAUCGCGUGGGUACCACUUUUAACCACCCCAUGACUCUCGAGAGUCCCCCCGGCUCUCCGCCUCGCACCAUCGAGGAAAACGGCGAGGAGGAAACGGAAGAGGAGGCGGGCGAGGACGGAGCGUAUGACUGCACGUUAUCAUGAUGGAUAGAGAGACUGAGGGAGAGACCCUGGUCGCAACCACCUUGUUUAGUGUAAUGGCGAAGUAGAGGCAGGUAAAAGGCAGGAGGUUUGUCUGGAUUUUUGGUAAUUUGUCACCAAGCGGGUUUACUAGGAUGCACUUAUUUACACAUGAAAUACCAAUUCAGUUUCCACAUGUAAUAGAUAUGGUGGAAUUUAGUUUGGGUGCAUAAAUAAUUCUUCAUUUUAAUUAUCCAGCCCUGUUUGGCCCACUGACAUAAUUAUGACAGGCAGUAGUUGUUCAGGCAUAGUAGCAUUCCUUCACACAUGAGCUGAUCUGGGAAGCUUUCCUGGUCUUAGUCAGAUUAAAUUUCCAUUCUGACUUGGUGUGUUCACAUUUAAGCACUACUCACUUCAUUCCUGGGUGAAAGUGCACAUAAUUCUUUUCUUUUCUUUUUUUUUUUUUAGCAGGGGAAAAUAUGUCCACACCCUCAGUUUAUUUUGUAGCCUAUUAUGGCCUGUUAUGUACCAGAAGCUGCUUUUGGGACUUGAACGACACAAGGGAGGAACCUCUUCGGGUUUCAGUGGCCUACACAGAGAAUAAGGUGACUAGGAUAAAAAUAUGGACUCGAUGUGGCUCGACUUGACUCUUGUGUGUGCUACUCUUACGCUUGAUUUUGCAUCUAUCCAGACUGCAGUGUGUGUGUGUGUGUGUAUGUAUAUUUUGUGUGUAUUCCUGUGUUCUAACACCAGUAUUAUUUAUCCAUUUUUAUUUAUCUCAUCCCUAUCAUGUUAUACGCUCAAAACAGGGAGUCAUGCUUUUGUUUACAGUUGAAAUGAUGCAUAGGAAGAUCUAAGUCUUAUGAUGGAUUAAUGGUGCGCUUUUGAUUAACAUCUUGCAUUGGAGAUUUCUGUCUCCAAGAAGCACUGAAUUGAAGCUAUUUGGGCCAGUGAGUAACAGGAACAUAGUAACUUUUGGAAACUGUUGGAGCAUCAGUCAAUAUAAAUGUCCUGUAGCAUGCAAACAGAUCAUGACUAACUUUUUUAAAUAUUAUUGUUACUUUUGGACAAAGUGUUUCUUUAUUUUUACUUUUACUGGUACUUACAGUUCUGUAGUAACAAAUUGAGCUUGUCGGAGGUGUACAUCAUUAUUUUACUAGCUGUGUGUGUAGACUUUGGGUUUGUUUCCCCAACAACUAUUAAGAGCGAAUGCUGAGAACAAGUUCCAUCUCAGAUACCUCAUUAAUUAUAGUUCUCAGUGCACGGAUCUACCUUCAUCCUAAAUGCGACAGCUUUAUUCUUUCCAGUCCCACUUGGUAUUUCAGAGGAUGGUGGGUAAACGGUCGUUCUGUCUAAAAACAAAACAAAGCAAUCCAUGCAGAAUAUGCAAGUCAUGUAGUGCAAGUCUAAAUUUGGUUUUAGACCUUUCAGAUGGGCGAAUGGUCCCCCCUUAGAAAUCCCAGUGUUGCUUAUGGUUAUAUUUUGAUAUCUUUGCAAAGGCAGUGCUUGCAUUUUAUUAUAGUGAUAGUAAACACAGAUCAAGCAAAAACUACAUUCAAAACACAGCACGAUCAUGUAUGUGUAGGAACAUGGUCAACAGACAGAUGCGAACGAAGCCAGUGCAGUGUACAUGCAGUCUGUUGUGCAUCCGCACUGUGCAAUCUUGCAUUACUCUGGAGGUAGUUUCCAUGUCAGGAAAUCAGACAAAAACACACUCGACCUAUAAGACAGUUGCAGCACUUUUAGUGGGAACGCUUGUUGUGCUUGUGACACUUUUAAAUACAACUUGCUUAGCUGAAACAUAUUAUUUGUGUUAUGUAUAUUUUUAGCCUUAUACAUUUGAACAUAUAAAGUAUAUCCAAGUAUUAAAAGCCAUCGACUAGCAGCUUUGACAACGAGGGCUUUGAGUUCGUCACUGCCGAUCAAUCUAGUGUAUUAACCUGACCGCAUAGUAGCUGCUUAUUACGCUUAUAUAUGUUCAUAUGUUUCCACUGCAUUAAGUAAGCACUGGGAUAUUGGAUCUCUGCCUGUGGGAGCUACAUAAGCAGCCCUAGAAGCAGUACUAAACAAUCACAAAUGUAUGUCGUUGUUGUUAAGGGUUACCAUUUAUUGUUUGGCUCUUAAAGAUAUUUUUAAUGUAUGAUGUGUAUCUAAAGUAUAGUCACUAGUGUAUGUAAUAACUGGUGGAUAAAUACAGAUUUGAAUCUCUGUGCUAGCCCCAAUCAGGUGUAAGACUGGCUCUGAGCUCUUAAAGUGUAAAACAAAAUGAAAAGGGGAAAACGUUGCUGUGUCUCUCAUGAAUUCAGUAUUACAGUGAUUUAUUGAUUUACUGUGUGCAAUGGAAUCAUCAGUUCUUUUUCUUCAUGUUUUAAUCAUUUUAUUAUUCCUAAUUAUGUUUUUCUGGACCAAACUUCGGUUUGCUGCUCCUCAGGUCAAAAAAAACAGUACCAGUAUGUGCUUUUUAAAACUUCUAUCAUUUGCAUGUGUGUACAGCCAAUAAUCUGCUUGAUUCCUUUAGUCUGCUUACCAAAGAACACAUUUCUUGGCUCAUACGGUAUGUGUAUGUGUGUUAGGAGGGUAUGGAUGUGCAAACUGAAUUCAAUUUAUUUAAAUGUCAUUUUUAAACACUCACGAUCACAUGUUUUUUCUGCAUCUUUAAAUCCUGAUCAAGCUAUAAUGAUUUGACUGGUGCAGUGGAGGAACGAUGUGUGGUUAUCGAUCAUUUCAUAUUACUCAAUCUUAAAUGAACUGAAGCAUUGCGGUACUGAUUUCACACAGGACUUUCUGAAUAUGGAGGGGAACAGGACACUUUCUCCUCCUGUGUGUACAGUUAAACUGUUUUCAUGAUUUUAAAUCUGAAUGCCGCUGUGCAUUUGGAGUGAAAGCUCGAUGUGUGUGUGUGUGUGUGUGUGUGUGUGUGUGUGUGUGAUCGCAUCAGAUUCUUGUACAUUUAACGUUUUCUACCAGGUUUGUUUUUCUAUAUUUUUUCCUGUACAUAAAGAACAAUAAAUUAUUUUUAAAA
This is a messenger RNA of Trichomycterus rosablanca, 7437 nucleotides long. It is a transcript of the gene ric1, whose product is annotated as RIC1 homolog, RAB6A GEF complex partner 1. Gene Ontology annotation, biological process: retrograde transport, endosome to Golgi; intracellular protein transport. The record is from RefSeq and is a predicted model, not a curated record. The coding region runs from base 186 to 4439 and encodes 1417 amino acids. The transcript is spliced from 26 exons. Gene Ontology annotation, molecular function: protein binding. Lineage: Eukaryota; Metazoa; Chordata; Actinopteri; Siluriformes; Trichomycteridae. Gene Ontology annotation, cellular component: Ric1-Rgp1 guanyl-nucleotide exchange factor complex; Golgi membrane; cytosol.